Molecule: messenger RNA, 1040 nt
Organism: Dicrocoelium dendriticum
Lineage: Eukaryota; Metazoa; Platyhelminthes; Trematoda; Plagiorchiida; Dicrocoeliidae
Source: the annotation of a GenBank genome assembly
AUGAGGACAUGUCGGAAUUUAGAAAGGUGUGAAAAGAAGCUCCGAUUGGAGGAUACAUCCUCGGAGCAAGAUCGAAUAAAGUGCAACUGGAAAAGUGGUGCGAUGGAACUCAUUAAUUUUGAGCCGCACGAUACCGGCAUAUACAAUUGCAAGACGCAAAGUGGCGCUGUUGCACAGAUCUUAGAUUACGACCUAUCUGUUCUUCCACACGAGGAUAACAUCACGGUGUUCCUCAGCGGGCAACACUGGCAACGCGACAGACUGAAUGUGCCUGAGUAUCCACAUAAGGAUGUGUUGAACAGGACCUAUCUCCCAGGCAGCGUGUAUGUCAACUGCCGGUUUGUGAUACCCACGGGAUAUGAUAAUUACACUGGGAUUCACUUUGAGUACAUAUUCAUCAACAUGGAGACGCAGGUUCCAUAUCAGCGUGUGGACACAUGGCAUUCGCUUCAAGGUAGGAAUAAUAUCACGUAUCAUAUACAUCGAAUAGAAAAGCACGACAACGCCGGCGUUGUGAACAAAUUUAAACUCCAAUGCUCGUUUCAAUACGAACCAACCUUUCGGCUAGUCCGCGAAAAUCCAAAACUACCAAAGGUGCAGAAGACCGUUUCUAACAUCGUGAUUGCAUACACCAGCCUCCAUGUGGAGCAGAAAAUUGUUGCCCCCGCUAUUCGCACGUCCCACGAAAAUGUGACUGACGCUCUGAGAAAAACGGAUGCGGUGUUCUCGAAUGUUGCACCAUUCCAUAUGUUGCGAUGCACCAUGAGAGAAGUGGUGCUUUCAGGCAGUUUUGUUGCUCUGCACUGUGCAGAAUCGUUCCGGUUCUCUGUGUGGAUCGUCGACAGGAAGAACAAGUCAUUGUAAUCCCACAGAUAUUGUAUAGUGAAUCAUAAAGCAGAGAGUGGAGCAAAUUUGAACUUGAUCGAUUCAUCGGAGGCGAUUCGCUCGGAGACGAUGACGGCUAGUUAGGUCUAGUGCAAUUGCAGUAUCCGACUGACAACGCUCUUAGGAUCCGUUUCCAACCACGAUCUCAUUUGUUA